Molecule: messenger RNA, 5638 nt
Organism: Brassica napus (rape)
Lineage: Eukaryota; Viridiplantae; Streptophyta; Magnoliopsida; Brassicales; Brassicaceae
Exons: 7
Coding region: 1-1389 (462 amino acids)
Source: RefSeq, a predicted model, not a curated record
AUGAGGGUUGCGGAGUUGGUUCAACAGCCCGGUCGUGACCAUCUUCCGUAUCUCACUCCGUAUCCACAUGGACGGGGUCAAACAUGGUUCAACCGAUCCGGGAACGGGAUCAGCGCAUGGAUCAACCGUAUGAUGUACUCGGCCCUCGACAGUGGACAUCCGACUUUCACUCACUUCCCAACCGACAAGCAGGUUCUGUGGUUUCGUCAGUUUGCGCAAGAGUUCAACUGGAAUUCCGAUGAGACGCUCUUUAUCUAUCACCACUUCGUCCAUAAAGUAAUGGACAACUAUGGGAAGCAGAUCCACGAGUGGAAGAAGAAGUGGGAAAUCAAUAAGGUCCCAAAGUCGAUGAACGAUACGGUCUGGAAGGAGUUGUGUGCGCAUUGGGAUAAGGAGGAGACGAAAGAAACUUCUUCCACCAACUCCACCAACCGCAGGAGCGACCGUAAAGGGAAGGGCAUCUACAAGCAUAACUUGGGUGCUCAAUCUAUUGCCACUCUCGGAGAUCGCAUGGCGGAAGAAAAUGAUGGCGAGCCGGUCGAUGAUCUCGCCCUAAUGAGGAGGGCGUAUACCAACAAGAAGACCGGCCAGAUUGAUGACGGUCUUGUGAGGGACGUGGUCGACCUGGUCCAAACUCAGGUGGUAGACGAAGUGUCUCAGCUUCAAACCGAGGAUGACGCUUCGACGGCUUCGACCAACUUGUCCCGGUUUCGAAUCAACGAAAUCGUUGAAUCCUCGGUUCCAAAGAAGAAGGGACGUUUGUUCGGUUUGGGUCGUCGCACCCGGUCGGUUCCUCCUUCUUCUGCACCACCGCCCUUUGUUGAUCCAGAAGUACUUACGGCUCAGUUGAAGGACAAAGAUGAUCGAAUAUCUUUGUUGGAGACCCAGAUGGCGGCUCAACAGGCGGGCUAUGAGGCACAGAGGAGGCUGAACCAGCAAAUGAUGGAGAUGAUGCAGAGGAUGUACCCGAACGAGGUGUUCCCGGACGUGCCAGACCCGGACAACUCCCUCGGAAAAUUCCGAGGAACGGAUCCCUCGGAAUAUACCGAGGGAACAGUUCCUCGGAAUAAACCGAGGAAAAAGUCCGUCGGUAUACUCCUAUCGAUCGAUGUAUAUAUGUCCAAACACGCAUCGAUCGAUGAACUUCCGAGGAAUUAUCCCGACGAAGUUCUACCUCGGUAUAUUCCGAGGACUUUUCCGACAAACAAGGGAUCCUCGGAAUUUCCUCGGAAAUUUAUUUCCUCGGAAUUCCGUCGGAAAAUUCCGAGGGAUUUCAGAGGAAAAAAGAAAUUCCGAGGAAUUAUUUCCGACGACGUAUUUCGUCGGAAUUGCGUCGGAAUAACGAAAUUCCGACGAAAUUCCGACGAUUUUUUCCCUCAGAAUCCUUGAUGUUUUCUUGUAGUGAUUAAUUAACACAAUCAUCAUCUAAUCUAUUAAAAAAGUACAAAUAAGAAAUAGUCCUAAGAUUUACCAUUUAUUUACAAUAGAAUGCCACUAGAGUAAUUAAUAAACUUACAUUUAAUUAUUCUUUUUUUUUAUUAUUAAUGCAUUUCCUAAAUUGAUUAUUAAUUGCAUUUCCUAAAUCUAAUGUACACUUUUUAAAUUCUAUUAAUGCUUUUCUAAAUUGAGUAUUAACUAUUAACUACCCACAUGAAUAUAGUGUUACUAUAAUAUAUUUACCUUAAUAUAUUAUGCAAUUUUUUAUUUUAAAAUUUUAUGCAAUUUUCAUCAAAAUUUAUUUUAUAUUAUAUUAAAAAAUUCUACAAUUUUUUAGUUUGUCUAAGAUUCUCAGUGAUUUUUGGCUGAAAAUUAUAUAUGUGAUACUUGGAAGUAGAGUAUUUUUUAUUUAUAUGUAAAUAUCUGCCCAAUAAAUUUGUUAUUUUCUAUUAAACUAAGUAAGCAUUGUUUCAUAGAAAAUCCAAAUAAUAAUUUUCCUAAAACGUUAUUUUAUAUAAUUUAGUAAGCUUUGUUUUGAUUAAUAUCAAUUUCAUUGGAAUAUUUUAAUAAUAAUUUUCUUCAAACGUUAAUAUAUCAAGUUCACCUAGGUUUUAAUAAUAAACCCAACUAAAUCAAAUAUGCAGUGAAGUUAGAAACUAUAUUUGAUGUACAAUCACUAGAAGAACAAUCUUUCAAAUAUAAAUUGGGGUUUUCAACAAAAUCAAACAUCUAUUCUAAUGGUUCUAACAAUUUUGGUCAAUUUUAUUGGUUAACACAAAUCUAUUUUGGAAACAACCUGGAUUCAGCUUAGUAAAGAAGUCACGAUUGAACUGAUCCAAUUGGUCGGUUCAGUUUUUAAAACAUUCAAUAUCAAUUUGUUUACUUAAAUAUCUAAGAACAAUAUACUAACACAAUGCAAACAAACCUAAAAACAAUAAUGAAUCUUAAUUUGAUUUUUAAAAAUGAAAAUAAUACCCGUGCGGAUGCACGGGUCAAACUGUAACAAGGAAGCUUUCAAAUGAAUAUUCCUAAGUUUUUUAAGCAAAUAAUUUAUAAAAAAAAUAAUGUUGUAAUAGUUUAAAAUAAAAUAAAAGAAAAUGUACAAAAAUAUUAUUGGCUCCACUAUUUUCGUAUCGAUUACAAUCUACAAAAAUAUUUUUAAAAUAUUAUAUUAUCUAUUAGUAUAUAUGAACUUCAUUAUUUCUCAAAAAGAAGAACUUAACAUUUUUAAAUUAAAAUUGAAUCCACACUAUGCGAAAAAUUUACGAUUAUUAAAAUAUUGAAUCCACAAUAUAUACAAAAACUUUCCUUUUCUGGAUUUUUAUUUAAGUAUAUUGUUUUUUUUAUAAAAUAAACAAAAUAAUUAAUCUUUCCGUAUAUACAUUACUUAAAAUUUUGAAAUUCGACUUUCACGUUAUUUUAUUGUAUUAUUUGGUGUAUAUAAAAUAUGUUUUUAAAAUUUAAAUGUGGUUUAGAUCUAAUUUUACUAAAUAUUAGUAAAAUAUAUUGAAAUGUUAAGAAAAUAUAGAGAUAAUUCUAUGGUGAAAUAAAUUAAAUAAUACAAUUGGUUGUGUGUACUUAUAUAAAAUUUUAUAUACUCACCCAUAUAAGCAAUACACUUCUAUAUCAUGAUAAACUAUGUAUAUCAUCUUAGCGUAUGAUAAUGUAAGUAUUCUUAAGCCUUUAUUCCUAAAUAUAUACAAAUUUAUAUUUAGUUGUGUUGUAACUAAAUCGAGAACCAAAAACAUAGUAUUAAAACAUAACCAAAAACGAAAUCAAACAAAAAGACAAAACAAAAUCGGAUCAAUGUUUAAAAAUAUCUGAACGGUUACCAAAUCAGAACCAAACCAAAAAAUCAAAUGGAUACCAAAAUAUAGUUUAUGUACUUACAAAUAUCAAUUAUUAUUUUUUUCAAAGUAUCAAUUAUUCUAAAAAUACUACCUAUAAACCGAACUAUACAAAAUACCAGAUUAUUUUAUUACUUUCUCUCCGAAUAUUAAAAAUUACUAUGAUUUCCCGAUAUAACUGAAUAACCCAAAUAUUUUUUUACCUGGAGUAUCUAAAUUUAUCCGAGCUAUCUGAUAUCUUAUAUAAAAAUUCAAAUAUUAAUUUUUACCCAAAUUAUUCAAAAUUAUCCAAAACCAAGAAUCAAAUUAGAACCGAAUUGAAAUCAAAAUAUUAGUGGGUUCUUAACAUUAUUAUCCAACCAGAAACUAAUAACCGACAUCCAAAUUCAUAAAUAAUUGUACGGUUCCUAUAUCUCUCGAACCAAAAACCAAUUAAAAAGGAAACCAAAAUAGAACCGAAUUGAAAAAAAAAAUUAAUUUUGAACUACAACCAAAACCAAAUGCCUAGGUCUAAACAUCUAUACUAUAUUAAAAGGGUUAUAUGAGCAUCAGAGAGUGUGUCCACGUAGGACAAUUAAAUCAUCCAAUCACAACAUUUCAUUAAAACACGUCAGAUUAUUGAGUUACGUUUGAGACGGAAGUCUCGAGAUUUACGGCUCUACCUCUUCGUCUUCUUCGCUUGAUACCACAGUGAUUCAGUUUUAUUGAUCCACUUCUGCAUAAUCAAUACUCCACGAUCAAUCAAUUUUUUCUUUAUGAUUUCGUUUUGGUUUUCUCUUUUCCUUCUUUAUAUACUCAUUUUCUUCCUGUGUACAAAUCAAACCCUAGAACUUCUCUAAGCUAAAUCUAUGGCGAUGAAACCAGAUGGGAAAUCCCCUAUCACCUCCAAGGAUCUCAGCCGCCGCUACUUCCACCACCUCAUCUCCGCCGUCGGUUACUGCCACUCACGCAGCGUCUUCCACCGGGAUCUCAAGUUCCACAUCAUCUCGGGGUCUCCCGGUUUCAACCUCUUCGAGAUGUUUUCCGACCGAGUUUAGCGGUUCGUGUCAGGCUGGACGGCGGCGAGGGUUCUACAACAUCGUUCGUAUAGACUUUUGGAUUCUUGCAACGAGAGUUUUUUUCAGGUUUGGAUCACAAUGUUUGGGUUGAAGAAGCCUCUGGAAACACUUUCCAAGCAUCAUAAGCCUUCUUCUUCUGCUUCUGCCUCCAAGUCGAAUCCUUUUGAUUCAGAUGAUGAAUCAGAUGGCAAUAAAAAGCACACCUUGAAAGCCAUCAAACAAGAUCUCCCCUCAACCUUCCCUACCUACUACUAAGAAGAAUCACAGCUUCAACCCUUUUGACGAUGCUGACGAUGAGGAGGAGGUUGAGAAGAGAUUGAAACCUUCUUUCAAGAAUCAUUUCCGUGAAUCAGGAGGCGUGGAGAACCAGACGGUUCAAGAACUUGAGAGUUAUGCUGUGUACAAGUCCGAUGAGACCACCAAGACCGUGCAAGGGUGUUUGAAAGUAGCGCAAGGGAUAAGAUAAGAUGCUACCAGGACUUUGGUUAUGUUGAAUGAGCAAGGAGAGAAAAUCACAAGGACUCACCACAAGGCUGUUGACCUCGAUCAUGAUCUCACUCGGGUAAAAAGAGAUGAGAUUGAGAUUUUUAUAAAUUAUGAGAAACUUAUUGUUAUGUUUUGUGUUUUGGUUUCAGGGUGAGAAACUUCUUGGAAGCCUCGGAAGCAUUUUCUCAAGGACCUGGAAGCCUAAAAAGACUCGGUCUAUAACCGGUCCUGUCAUAACUAGAGGUAUGCCUCUUCUUAAGAAAUGAAUCUCUUUUGCUUUGUUACUUCACCUAACUCCUCCAUUUUUUUUGUUCUUCUGAGAAGGUGAAUCCCCUAAGAGAAGAGUUAACAACUUAGAGACUAGAGAAAAGCUAGGGCUGAACCAGCUACCUAAACCAGAUUCAAGAACCAAUGAACCUCUCCCUGAAUCCGCUGAUGCUUAUCAGAAAAUAGAGGUGUGGAUCUGUGAUCUCAAAUGUUCUGUUUUUGUUUGCCAGUAUAUCUAAGAAUCAUGCUGUGUCUGCUGUAUUAACAGAUAGAGAAAGCAAAGCAGGACGAUGGGCUUGCAGAUCUAAGUGAUCUACUCGGCGAACUCAAGAACAUGGCUAUUGAUAUGGGAACUGAAAUCGAAAGGUUCUCUUUCAUAUCUCUCAACUAUUGUACAUACAUUUUCUCUAUGAGUAUUCCUCGAUGAAACUGAUUUAUAUAAAUGAAAAUAAUCUUUGAUUUAUAUGUAAAUAGACUAUUUCGAAUGUAACAUGUAUUUUUUUCCCUUAAUGGGAGUCAAUAGGAGAAUUCACGUAUCUAAUA